Molecule: messenger RNA, 1191 nt
Organism: Cladophialophora psammophila CBS 110553
Lineage: Eukaryota; Fungi; Ascomycota; Eurotiomycetes; Chaetothyriales; Herpotrichiellaceae
Exons: 3
Coding region: 1-1191 (396 amino acids)
Source: RefSeq, a predicted model, not a curated record
AUGAUUGCCUGGGAGAAAAUCACCCAGUUGAUUGUCGGGCGUGCCGCCGCUGAAAAGAGCGAGCACAAGAAACUCGAGAAGAAAUACAAGGAAGCUGAAGCAGCUCUCAAACUCAUCACUGAGGUUGCUCCCGAGCCACUGCCCCAGUGUCUCAGCCGACCUCCAUCGGUCUACAGCGCUGCCAUCUCUGCCAUCUCUGAUGAAUCACGCCAGCCUCGUGAAGGGGUCCUGCACACAGCCCGACGACCCAACUACGAGCGAGCUUCUUCAACUCCUGCAGUGACCCAUGUCACACCUCGCAGGUCGCCAUCAGGCCCACCAGACAUUACCGCUCGCUCUCUCAGCCAAGAGGAAUUGAAGCGGAACUACAGCUGUGACAGCUUCUGGGACACCAAAAUUCACCCUCUCCCUCCAAUGCCAGAAAUGACCGGCUUCGGAAAAUAUCGCCGAGCCGUCAAUGCCUCUCCAGAGUGGCAAUUGGAACACCUUCACAAACAUCUUUACGACAUGAGCGACAUAAUUUGCGGCCAUUUGGGCUCGCAGCCACCUGUUGGCUUGGAUCCCGAGACCUGGAACCAAUACAGAACUCAAUACUCACGAACCACCAGCUUUGUCAGCUCUCGAAGCUCCAUCACAGGCCUAGGAGUCGAUGCAAGCACAGAAUAUCUGGACCCGAUCACUGGUACCAGGAUCACCCGCGGAUUUUCCGCUUCAACCACCUCGAGCGCAGCAAGCUCUUUCAAAGAUGGCUCAAUUACCUUCCGCCGUGGCUCCAGUUACUCCAAAUCAAGCAUGGCUAGCCCCAUCUCCGAUGGCGAUGCAAAGGGCAGCCGAAGACCAAGCCGAAAUUCCUCAUAUCAUACCAGCAUUACCUCAAUGAGCCAUUUGGCCGCCAUCAGCGAAACACAAGAACCAUUCCCCAACUUCGGUCGCAAGAUCCAAAAACCCUGCGAGUUCGACGCAAACGGAAACACUGAAAAUGCGGUUGCUUCCGACGAAGACGACGAACUCGAGUGGGAAGACAUGCUUGAAGUUGGCGGAGCCAUCAUCGGCAACCUCACUAAACGACUUGACCGAACAUCAUCAUCUCGCACUAUGCCACACAUCAAGCCCGCAUUGACUCGCCCACGCACAAAGAGACAGAGAUCCAACACUGUGCGCCGAGUUCACCUGGUGGACAACCGCCACUAA